AUGUCUUCCGCACGAGGCGCUGCGGGCGCCAUUAAACCUAAACUACACAACGUGAACAGCAUCUACGCAGGCAAAAACCAGAACGCCGUUAAGGCGCCCGGGUCGGGCAAGCAUGGCGGAUUACAGAGUUUGGGGAAGACAACAGCGGUGGUUCGUCGUAUGCCUCCACCGGCUACCUUGCCUUCGUUGAGAGCCGAAAGUCAAGGUCAAGAUCCAAACGUUGCAUUAGUGCCUCAAGGUGGUACUGGUUGGCAUAAGGAUAAUGCAGUAAAUAAUGCACAAUCGUCAGAUCUAUCGGGUAAAUCAGGUGUAGGUCAAUUGGGAAGUACGUUAUCGAGUAGCGGUGGUCAAGGAUGUGCACCAGUGGCAAACAGCGGUACAGGAACGCCACAUGGCGCAGACUUGCGGCCAACGUGGGCCAAACAACCUGCAUCUCAAAUGGAUUCCAAUCAACAAGCACAAACGAAUACGAAUGCUGUGACCACUGCAUCCGCACGCGAUUUCCCUUCUCUCGCUGCGGCAACUGCAACCUCAGCAAAACAACCCCAAACAUUCAACGACAGCUUGAAACCACAAAAAUCAGGCAGUUGGCGUGCAGGAGGCAGCUCGGCAGUGUCGAAAAACGACGGAAACGAGCCGCUUUCACCUCCGCAAAUGCAUUCAGCCGGAGGUUAUCCCGCUGCGACGGCUCCAGUUCGCAAUAUAGAGCGUCAGCCCCCACCACCGCAACCACUGCGAGGGUCGAUGUCUGCUCAAAGUAUGGCAACAGGCGAUAUUGGUGUUGUGGUCAGUCGCACCGAACAGGAAAAUGCAAUGCAGCAAAAGAAAGAUGGGCUUGGAGACGGAGGUUAUCAGCAGAGAACUACGCAGAAUACCAUCUUCGAUGAUGCACGCGGUAUGUAUCGCGGACCGGUAAUGAUGCAGCAGCAACAGAUGGGUCAAAUGAAUCGCAGUAACGACGUUCGAAGUACACAGUACGGAAGAGGAGAGUCUUUCGAAGGCCGUGAUUGGCGUGAUAUGGAUAGAAGUCAUGCGAUGGGAUUAGCAUAUCGAUAUCGAGAUAUGGGAUUCGAUGAGUCGCAAUCAACGCGAAAUGCGGCAGUUGAAUGUGAUUGGCAAAAUGCUCAGCAGCAAAUCCCACAGCAACCAUAUCGAAACUCGGAUCGUGAAAUGACUCACCAGUGGACUGGAGCGCCGAUGGUUUCUGGUCCGCAAGAUGUACGACAUUUGAUGGAGAACAUUUCACCGAAUGCGUACGGUCGAGAACGCGAUGACGAACGUCAGAAUUUGGAACGAGAGGCGGCAAUUGAGCGAUCCAGGCAGAAGAGACGCCAGCAAGCGCCUUCGUCAAUGGGAGGAGCUGCAGCGCAGCAGUCAAUGGAUCCGGAUGGGAUGAUUCGUCCGUCUGGUUACGGAUCAGUGCGUAUGAUGGCUGGUAGCAGUGCUAAUUAUGAAGUUGACGCGUCCAACGUCGAUUGGGAUCAGCAGAGACAGAUGAUGGACGAUAUGUAUCGUCAAGAUAAUAAGGCAGUACCACCGCCGCAACGUUGGGGUGGUAGUCGACAAGAGGAUUACGGCGACGUUCGUGGUGGAGUGCGACGAGAGGACGUUGAUUUGGUGGGUGCGAAACCCGAAUAUCGCAUGCUGAGAAGACCGGAGAGCAAGGAGUCUGGUGAACUUCCUCAGCAAAUGUCACGGAUGAUGAUUGGUGAUGAAAUGACUCAGCAAGAUGACGAUGAAGAGGAUGAACUGCAAUUGACGAAGUUAUCGCGACCUGCUGCAAAGAUAAUCAAAAGAGUUGCGCCCGGGGAUAGCAAUGGGAAUGUGAUGACAUCAAACUCGUCACAGUCGGCCAACGCUCAACAAACGCAACAAAUGGAUGGUAUUUCAAUGAUGCCACAGUCGGUAUCCUCUCAGCAAGGCAGUCAACCCUCGUCCAGAUCAAGCCCUUCGUUACACAACCAGCGUGCGAGCACAACGCCUCAAAGUGGUUGCAGUAGUGUUACAGGUAGUGGCGCAUCGGAUAAGCGUUUCUGUGAUACGAGAAAUCAGGGACAUUCUCAGCGAUCAAAACGCUACGAAAAUAGUGGUGGUACAAUCGAUGAACAACAACAGUCAGCAAAACAGAAUCAGUCAAAUCAAGGACGUAAUCAGCAAAACGCAACAGCGAUGCGUGGUGGUGGUCGGAUGGCAGCAGAAGAUGCGAUGAGCAUGAUGAAUUCUUCAUCGAUGCAGAUGAUGCCACAACCCAAUUGUGCACCAGCGUUGCCAGUGGCUCCGCCGCCAGCAAAUAAUAUUUGGGAAAAAAGAGCCGAGGAACGCGAAAGUGCCGAAAGAGAACGUGCUGCCACGCAACGAGACACUGUUGUCCAUCAGCUCAGACUUCAGCAACAGUUCCCGGCCGUUGGUGAACAACCACAAGGCUUGUUCAUUCAUUUGUUUUCAUAUGGUAAUGGUAACAUGCAAAUGUAUGAUCAUCAGCAGCAGCAGCAUUCAGAAGAGAUGAACGAUUAUUACGGGCAAGAAGAUGAAGAAUACAACGGUGUAUUGUUCAGAGGUCAACGUGAAUUUGUCAAUUCUCGCGUCAGCAAUGCGCAUUCACAUCAGUCAGCCGUACACCACCAUCGUUCAUCGAGAGGUCUAUCGCUGAGCGGUGCUCGAGGUGGUGCUCGCGGUUAUAUGCGAGGUGGCGCUUUUACAACUCAACGUCGUGGCACCAGUAUGCCACAUCAAACGCUUACGCAUAACCAACAAAGCAGACACAAUUACAAUGAUCGUUUAAAUCCAAGACGUUCCAAAAGACACGACCAACAACAACCCUUGCAAGAGGAGGAUAAUUUCGCGAAUAUGGGUGAAUUUCAUGUGGAGGAUACGUAUGAAUGCAUAGGAUCGCCAGCAGUGCAAUCGUCGAACAGUGGUACGGUUGCGAUGGUUCAAGAAUCAGUUGGCGAUAUGGAUGAGGGUUACGAUCGUUCGAAUGUUAACGGCAACGAGCAGCAUCGACCCCAACAGCGCCAAACACGUUCUCAACGUAGUAACGCAGGUACUGCUCGUUCAAUGGGACGCGGUGGUCGUGGCAAUGUGAGCGUUUCAUCACGUGGUGGAGCAUCGAAUCGUCGUUCAGAUACGCGUAAUAUGAAUACAUCUUCGAUGCAGAACUCGACAGCUGAUCGAGGAAAGCGAAAAAAGGAGCAGUCAUCGACGACAAUUCGUGAAGAAGAUGAAGGAAUCGGUGUUGCCGAUGAGGAUGAGAAUGGAGGCAUAAAGCCGCAAGGUAAUCGGUCUGAACAACAGCAAUACCGGCGAGGUGGUCGUCGUACUCUGCAGCAGCAACAACAAAUGAGACAUCGUCGUGGAGGUGCAGGCACAGGUCAGCGUUCACCGUCAGGCACACACCAGAACACAAAUGAACGUGGUGCUGGUGGUCAGCAACUGAAAUCACCGGUCACCUCAGAAGGUCACGAGGAGUGGGCAACAGCCUCUGAAAGUAGUGAUGUGGCUGACAAACAACAACAGCAACCGACCACUGCAACUAAUGUAAAUGCCAGUAAAAGGCGUAUAGUGGCAGCAUCAAAAUACGGCGCAACAAGGAGAAUGACACAGAGAGGUGGGCCGCAGAGGCGUGACAAUCACACUAACGAACAGAAUGCGAACAACAACGAUGAGACGAUACCAGCCACAAAUAAUCAACAGCAAACAGGAACACAACGAAUCGGUUCAAAAAACGCGAAACCCGCCAGCACUACGUCGCACACGGUCGUCCGAAGCACCAGCAGCAACAGCAACGCUCAACCAUCGAAAGAGGAAAUGAACAACGCAUCAGCGGCGUUGGGAGUGAAGACUGAAGCAACGACUACGACGAAUCAAACGAUCAAGCGAGAAGCCUGCAAAGACGGGCUGGCGGGAGUGGAUAUUAACAAUGCAGGCGUGAUUGUCAUCGAUGACAGACCGGACGACAACUAUUCCAUUGAUAACGACGAUUUCGAGGAGGUGCUCUCGAAGAAGAGUAAAAAGUUGAGACAGCAACAGAUCAAUGAACAAAUUGAAGCGAUAAAAAACAGUAACGGUGCACUGCAAAGGUCAAAAACUGGAACAACAACUCAAAAUGAUGCACAAAAUACUUUGAAUACAACCGUAUGGAACAGCAGUAUCGUUAAAGAGCACAAUGUGCGACAGUCCUCACCACCGCUUGAAAAGUCCUAUUUUAUUCUGCAUUAUCAGUUUCUUUCACCUUUUGCUACUGAUCAUCCAGUAAUUCCUUCUCCGAUCGCAAGACCCACACCAAAAACAAGUGUGAGUUCAACAACAGCGAUAACGACCUCAACGACGUCAAAUAAUACGGCAGUCGGUAAAGGAGUUGAUGUUUGGGCUGGACCUGAUGACGAACAGACACUGACCACUUCUAAGAAGUUGGAUGAAGCGGUUGCGUCAGCGGCGGCCAAAAAGAAUUCAGUUGAAUUUGCAGCAAGCUUCAAUUCACCUUCGAGCCGUAGUGAAAGUGCUCAGUAUGAUUUCACAUUCGACCCAUCGCUUCAAGAUGAGUCUCAACCACUUUCAUCGAAAUCGAAUCAUAUACACUCAAAUCCACUUCCGCAUGUUAACUCACUAAAAAGUACAACGGCAAACGCGGAUAAAAUCAUCGUUGUAACAUCAUCGAACGGCACCAAACAGCAGUCAACAGCAGCAGCAGCAGUACCUUUGGUGGUACCGCCCUCAUCAACUUCACUAGUUGAUUCAACAUUGGACGCGAACGAUUUGAAACAGAGACUCGAUAAGGUGAAGGAUUUCUGGCCAGGUCAGCAGCAGUUCUCGAAUACACUAUUAGUGACAACAAGCGAAAAUGGUCCGAUCACAUCCUUAGUGAAUGAUAAGUCGACGACGGCCGUUACUGCUAACGCUGCCACGACAUCCUCAUUGACACAUGCACCGAACGUUGCUAAGGUACGUCCUCAACCGCAAACUAAUGACCAGUCAUCAGCAGCUCCCCUGAAAGAGAAUGUGUCAUGCACGUCAUCGGCACCUUCGCUUCCACCGCCGUCUCCGAUUGCAUGCAUACCACCUGGCGCAUAUUUGCAAUCACUUUCGCAAGUACCACCGCCGGCCGCCGCACUAACUCAUUACUCGAUGAUUUUUGGUGAACCGUACAAUCCACAUUCUGCAACCAGUUCACCUGCACAGACCUUAUUUGGAAAUGGCGUGUCCGUAAGUCAGGCACCUGGAAAUCGGUCAAGACCAACGUCGUUCAUUGAUCAGUCACAACAGCUAUUCAUACAUCCACCGCCAAACGGAACCACACCGAGCAGUCUAACAUGGUCGAAUGGUAAUCCGCAAAUCGAACUACUGGCCGGUAUUAACGCAACACCGCCGUUACCAUCACAACCUGGCAGCGCCGUUCAACGAUUUCAGUUCUCCUCUCAGCCACGUUCUGGAUCAGCUUUCAGUGCACGAGCGGCACUGUUGAAUGGGAGUGGUAAAUUGUUGAGUGGUCCGCCACCACCUCCUCCCCACAUACCACCGCCACUACACCCACCUCAUGGUUUCAUCGCACCACCACCUGACUUCGUCUCACUGCCAGCCAACGCUACCGCGGCUGCUGCCGCUGCUGCUAUGGGUGGUGUGAGUACGAAUCAACAGCAACAAGCCCAAGCACAACAACGCAAUAACGAUAUUACCUCGCAAAAUUCUGCUGUAGUAGCAGCAGCAUCGAACGCAGCACUGCCACGUAGUGCUGCAGUUGGUGUUUUGGGUCAGUUACCGCCUCCACAUUUGCAGCAGCAGUUGAAUUUCCCGUCGCAAUCUCAGUCCGGAUUCACGUUAGCUGCGACUGGUUCGUUCAGUCAAGCUCCACCAAUUCACGCUUUCACCGCACCUCCUCCCCCACUGCGAUACCCACCUGUUGUAGCUGCAGCAGCAACACUUCCGAAUGAUGUCACUGGUGUUUUGACAGCCGGUUGGACCACUAAGCCCUCCGUUAACGCAUUUCCCCUCAAAUAUACUAACGGAGGCGCACAAGCGGCAGCUCCAAUCGGCACGUCAAGUGCUCGUUCAGCAACGCAAAUUGAUCGAUGGACUGCAAUACCUGUAGGUGUACCGCCACAAUACGCAAAUGCUCUUGUUUUCCAGUCUGCGGUCGCGGGUAAAGAGAAUGCGGCAGAUGUACUUCAGGCGAAUAUAGAGCAGCGUUUCCAAUCGUCUCAACGAUGCACAAGCGCACCGCGUGCGUCGAGUGCUGACGAAAACGUGAUACGUCGCAACAGUACGGUGUCGAGCGUUGCUGCAAAUAACAGUAACGAUACUGCUGCAAGCGCCGCUAAUUCCAUUGAUAACUCGAAUCAACAAAAGAAGGCGACCAAAGUUUAG
Molecule: messenger RNA, 6360 nt
Organism: Anisakis simplex (herring worm)
Lineage: Eukaryota; Metazoa; Nematoda; Chromadorea; Rhabditida; Anisakidae
Source: the annotation of a GenBank genome assembly